Messenger RNA from Topomyia yanbarensis, 657 nucleotides. Its product is annotated as trimethylguanosine synthase-like. Gene Ontology annotation, molecular function: RNA cap trimethylguanosine synthase activity. NCBI's taxonomy places the organism in Eukaryota, Metazoa, Arthropoda, Insecta, Diptera, Culicidae. Gene Ontology annotation, cellular component: nucleus. The transcript is spliced from 2 exons. Bases 1 to 657 code for a protein of 218 amino acids. Gene Ontology annotation, biological process: 7-methylguanosine cap hypermethylation; 7-methylguanosine RNA capping. The record is from RefSeq and is a predicted model, not a curated record.
AUGAACUCUGUACCCAAUUUCCCGCCGGAGAUAGCCAAAGAUAAAUCGUUACGAAAAUACUGGUAUAAGCGCUUUUCGCUAUUCACCAGAUUUGACGCUGGAGUUAGGUUGGACCGCGAAGGAUGGUAUUCCGUCACUCCAGAGGAAGUUAUUGCACACUCGGCAGAGCGUUGCCGGUGCAAUGUAAUAGUAGAUGCGUUCUGUGGCUGCGGAGGCAAUAGCAUCCAAUUUGCAUUCACUUGCAAUCAAAUGAUUGCAAUAGACAUCGACCCAAACAAAAUAAAGAUGGCUGAGCACAACGCGAAGACUUAUGGAGUGGCCGAUAAAAUCAAAUUUAUCAAUGGAGAUUUCCUGAAACUGGCCAGUAAUCUGCAUGCGGACGUAUUAUUUAUGUCUCCUCCGUGGGGAGGGCCAAAUUACUCAAAACACAAAAUUUUUGACAUUGAAUGCUCCCUGAUACCUGUCUCGGCAACGGAGCUGAUGAGUAAGGCUCGGCAGGUUAGUCGCAACAUCGCUAUUUACUUGCCACGUAAUUCAAAUACGCAACAACUGACAAAGCUAGCCGGGCCGAAUAAUCCCGUUGAAAUCGAGCCGAAUUUUCUUGAUCGGAAGCAGAUUGCCCUGACCGCAUACUACGGAGGUCUUGUCCGUCGUUAA